AUGCUCCGUGCGCGCCUUUCCGUGUGCGUGAUUUUUUUCCUCGUUUUUUCCCUGUUUUAUCCGCCUCUUCCUCAUCCCUGCCCUCCGCUCCCGUCUUCCCCCUCCCCUUCUGCUCUGUAUUCUCCUCUCGCUUUCCCCUUCUCCUUGCGUUUCGUAUUCGGUCUCGUUUUCUCUUCCCCGUGCCUUUUUACCUCUGUAUUCGCCUCUCGUUUCUCAUCCCCCCUGCCCUUCCGCCUGCCCGCCGUCUCCCUCCCCCCCCUGCUCUUCGUCUCGUGCGCCUUGCGCCCCACCCUCAGCGAGUCGCGCUUCUCCACGGGGUCCGUCCUGCGUCGUGCGCGCCAGGAGUCCGUUCGUUAUCAGUUCCAGAGCGACUGCAAAGAGCUCCUACCAGUUCCGCCCUUCAUCACCGCCGUCUCGCGCCAUCCCUCCCAUCCCCCCCUUCUCUGCCCGCCGCACCCCCUUGUGCUCCUCCCCCCUUCUCUGCCCGCCGCACCCCCUUGUGCUCCUCCCCCCUUCUCUGCCCGCCGCACCCCCUUGUGCUCCUCCCCCCUUCUCUGCCCGCCGCACCCCCUUGUGCUCCUCCCCCCUUCUCUGCCCGCCGCACCCCCUUGUGCUCCUCCCCCCUUCUCUGCCCGCCGCACCCCCUUGUGCUCCUCCCCCCUUCUCUGCCCGCCGCACCCCCUUGUGCUCCUCCCCCCUUCUCUGCCCGCCGCACCCCCUUGUGCUCCUCCCCCCUUCUCUGCCCGCCGCACCCCCUUGUGCUCCUCCCCCCUUCUCUGCCCGCCGCACCCCCUUGUGCUCCUCCCCCCUUCUCUGCCCGCCGCACCCCCUUGUGCUCCUCCCCCCUUCUCUGCGGAGGCGGUAAGCGAGGAAGCGCGCCGAGCCAAAGCGCACCUUCCGGGAAAAGCGGAAGCCAGCAAGGAGGAAAGAGCGCGUUUCGGCGAAGGUGGCGGGGUAACGGUGGAGGCGACGCGGCGCGGACGUGGCGGGAAAACGGUGACGGUGGUGGAGGGGCUGCGAUUGGCCGGCGGCGAUGCUGAGGUGGCAGCUCUGCUGAAGAAGCUGAAAGUGGCGCUCGGGAGUGGCGGCGCCGUGAAAGACGGAUGCAUUGAACUGCAGCCCCCUGCCUCCACAUGCAUCCACAGCCCCCUGCCUCCACAUGCAUCCACAGCCCCCUGCCUCCACAUGCAUCCACAGCCCCCUGCCUCCACAUGCAUCCACAGCCCCCUGCCUCCACAUGCAUCCACAGCCCCCUGCCUCCACAUGCAUCCACAGCCCCCUGCCUCCACAUGCAUCCACAGCCCCCCUGCCUCCACAUGCAUCCACAGCCCCCUGCCUCCACAUGCAUCCACAGCCCCCUGCCUCCACAUGCAUCCACAGCCCCCUGCCUCCACAUGCAUCCACAGCCCCCUGCCUCCACAUGCAUCCACAGCCCCCUGCCUCCACAUGCAUCCACAGCCCCCUGCCUCCACAUGCAUCCACAGCCCCCUGCCUCCACAUGCAUCCACACCCCCUGCCUCCACAUGCAUCCACAGCCCCCUGCCUCCACAUGCAUCCACAGCCCCCUGCCUCCACAUGCAUCCACAGCCCCCUGCCUCCACAUGCAUCCACAGCCCCCUGCCUCCACAUGCAUCCACAAGCCCCCUGCCUCCACAUGCAUCCACAGCCCCCUGCCUCCACAUGCAUCCACAGCCCCCUGCCUCCACAUGCAUCCACAGCCCCCUGCCUCCACAUGCAUCCACAGCCCCCUGCCUCCACAUGCAUCCACAGCCCCCUGCCUCCACAUGCAUCCACAGCCCCCUGCCUCCACAUGCAUCCACAGCCCCCUGCCUCCACAUGCAUCCACAGCCCCCUGCCUCCACAUGCAUCCACAGCCCCCUGCCUCCACAUGCAUCCACAGCCCCCUGCCUCCACAUGCAUCCACAGCCCCCUGCCUCCACAUGCAUCCACAGCCCCCUGCCUCCACAUGCAUCCACAGCCCCCUGCCUCCACAUGCAUCCACAGCCCCCUGCCUCCACAUGCAUCCACAGCCCCCUGCCUCCACAUGCAUCCACAGCCCCCUGCCUCCACAUGCAUCCACAGCCCCCUGCCUCCACAUGCAUCCACAGCCCCCUGCCUCCACAUGCAUCCACAGCCCCCUGCCUCCACAUCCACAGCCCCUGCAUCCACAUGCUCCCCCCUGCCUCCACAUGCAUCCACAGCCCCCUGCCUCCACAUGCAUCCACAGCCCCCUGCCUCCACAUGCAUCCACAGCCCCCUGCCUCCACAUGCAUCCACAGCCCCCUGCCUCCACAUGCAUCCACAGCCCCCUGCCUCCACAUGCAUCCACAGCCCCCUGCCUCCACAUGCAUCCACAGCCCCCUGCCUCCACAUGCAUCCACAGCCCCCUGCCUCCACAUGCAUCCACAGCCCCCUGCCUCCACAUGCAUCCACAGCCCCCUGCCUCCACAUGCAUCCACAGCCCCCUGCCUCCACAUGCAUCCACAGCCCCCUGCCUCCACAUGCAUCCACAGCCCCCUGCCUCCACAUGCAUCCACAGCCCCCUGCCUCCACAUGCAUCCACAGCCCCCUGCCUCCACAUGCAUCCACAGCCCCCUGCCUCCACAUGCAUCCACAGCCCCCUGCCUCCACAUGCAUCCACAGCCCCCUGCCUCCACAUGCAUCCACAGCCCCCUGCCUCCACAUGCAUCCACAGCCCCCUGCCUCCACAUGCAUCCACAGCCCCCUGCCUCCACAUGCAUCCACAGCCCCCUGCCUCCACAUGCAUCCACAGCCCCCUGCCUCCACAUGCAUCCACAGCCCCCUGCCUCCACAUGCAUCCACAGCCCCCUGCCUCCACAUGCAUCCACAGCCCCCUGCCUCCACAUGCAUCCACAGCCCCCUGCCUCCACAUGCAUCCACAGCCCCUGCCUCCACAUGCAUCCACAGCCCCCUGCCUCCACAUGCAUCCACAGCCCCCUGCCUCCACAUGCAUCCACAGCCCCCUGCCUCCACAUGCAUCCACAGCCCCCUGCCUCCACAUGCAUCCACAGCCCCCUGCCUCCACAUGCAUCCACAGCCCCCUGCCUCCACAUGCAUCCACAGCCCCCUGCCUCCACAUGCAUCCACAGCCCCCUGCCUCCACAUGCAUCCACAGCCCCCUGCCUCCACAUGCAUCCACAGCCCCCUGCCUCCACAUGCAUCCACAGCCCCCUGCCUCCACAUGCAUCCACAGCCCCCUGCCUCCACAUGCAUCCACAGCCCCCUGCCUCCACAUGCAUCCACAGCCCCCUGCCUCCACAUGCAUCCACAGCCCCCUGCCUCCACAUGCAUCCACAGCCCCCUGCCUCCACAUGCAUCCACAGCCCCCUGCCUCCACAUGCAUCCACAGCCCCCUGCCUCCACAUGCAUCCACAGCCCCCUGCCUCCACAUGCAUCCACAGCCCCCUGCCUCCACAUGCAUCCACAGCCCCCUGCCUCCACAUGCAUCCACAGCCCCCUGCCUCCACAUGCAUCCACAGCCCCCUGCCUCCACAUGCAUCCACAGCCCCCUGCCUCCACAUGCAUCCACAGCCCCCUGCCUCCACAUGCAUCCACAGCCCCCUGCCUCCACAUGCAUCCACAGCCCCCUGCCUCCACAUGCAUCCACAGCCCCCUGCCUCCACAUGCAUCCACAGCCCCCUGCCUCCACAUGCAUCCACAGCCCCCUGCCUCCACAUGCAUCCACAGCCCCCUGCCUCCACAUGCAUCCACAGCCCCCUGCCUCCACAUGCAUCCACAGCCCCCUGCCUCCACAUGCAUCCACAGCCCCCUGCCUCCACAUGCAUCCACAGCCCCCUGCCUCCACAUGCAUCCACAGCCCCCUGCCUCCACAUGCAUCCACAGCCCCCUGCCUCCACAUGCAUCCACAGCCCCCUGCCUCCACAUGCAUCCACAGCCCCCUGCCUCCACAUGCAUCCACAGCCCCCUGCCUCCACAUGCAUCCACAGCCCCCUGCCUCCACAUGCAUCCACAGCCCCCUGCCUCCACAUGCAUCCACAGCCCCCUGCCUCCACAUGCAUCCACAGCCCCCUGCCUCCACAUGCAUCCACAGCCCCCUGCCUCCACAUGCAUCCACAGCCCCCUGCCUCCACAUGCAUCCACAGCCCCCUGCCUCCACAUGCAUCCACAGCCCCCUGCCUCCACAUGCAUCCACAGCCCCCUGCCUCCACAUGCAUCCACAGCCCCCUGCCUCCACAUGCAUCCACAGCCCCCUGCCUCCACAUGCAUCCACAGCCCCCUGCCUCCACAUGCAUCCACAGCCCCCUGCCUCCACAUGCAUCCACAGCCCCCUGCCUCCACAUGCAUCCACAGCCCCCUGCCUCCACAUGCAUCCACAGCCCCCUGCCUCCACAUGCAUCCACAGCCCCCUGCCUCCACAUGCAUCCACAGCCCCCUGCCUCCACAUGCAUCCACAGCCCCCUGCCUCCACAUGCAUCCACAGCCCCCUGCCUCCACAUGCAUCCACAGCCCCCUGCCUCCACAUGCAUCCACAGCCCCCUGCCUCCACAUGCAUCCACAGCCCCCUGCCUCCACAUGCAUCCACAGCCCCCUGCCUCCACAUGCAUCCACAGCCCCCUGCCUCCACAUGCAUCCACAGCCCCCUGCCUCCACAUGCAUCCACAGCCCCCUGCCUCCACAUGCAUCCACAGCCCCCUGCCUCCACAUGCAUCCACAGCCCCCUGCCUCCACAUGCAUCCACAGCCCCCUGCCUCCACAUGCAUCCACAGCCCCCUGCCUCCACAUGCAUCCACAGCCCCCUGCCUCCACAUGCAUCCACAGCCCCCUGCCUCCACAUGCAUCCACAGCCCCCUGCCUCCACAUGCAUCCACAGCCCCCUGCCUCCACAUGCAUCCACAGCCCCCUGCCUCCACAUGCAUCCACAGCCCCCCUGCCUCCACAUGCAUCCACAGCCCCCUGCCUCCACAUGCAUCCACAGCCCCCUGCCUCCACAUGCAUCCACAGCCCCCUGCCUCCACAUGCAUCCACAGCCCCCUGCCUCCACAUGCAUCCACAGCCCCCUGCCUCCACAUGCAUCCACAGCCCCCUGCCUCCACAUGCAUCCACAGCCCCCUGCCUCCACAUGCAUCCACAGCCCCCUGCCUCCACAUGCAUCCACAGCCCCCUGCCUCCACAUGCAUCCACAGCCCCCUGCCUCCACAUGCAUCCACAGCCCCCUGCCUCCACAUGCAUCCACAGCCCCCUGCCUCCACAUGCAUCCACAGCCCCCUGCCUCCACAUGCAUCCACAGCCCCCUGCCUCCACAUGCAUCCACAGCCCCCUGCCUCCACAUGCAUCCACAGCCCCCUGCCUCCACAUGCAUCCACAGCCCCCUGCCUCCACAUGCAUCCACAGCCCCCUGCCUCCACAUGCAUCCACAGCCCCCUGCCUCCACAUGCAUCCACAGCCCCCUGCCUCCACAUGCAUCCACAGCCCCCUGCCUCCACAUGCAUCCACAGCCCCCUGCCUCCACAUGCAUCCACAGCCCCUGCCUCCACAUGCAUCCACAGCCCCCUGCCUCCACAUGCAUCCACAGCCCCCUGCCUCCACAUGCAUCCACAGCCCCCUGCCUCCACAUGCAUCCACAGCCCCCUGCCUCCACAUGCAUCCACAGCCCCCUGCCUCCACAUGCAUCCACAGCCCCCUGCCUCCACAUGCAUCCACAGCCCCCUGCCUCCACAUGCAUCCACAGCCCCCUGCCUCCACAUGCAUCCACAGCCCCCUGCCUCCACAUGCAUCCACAGCCCCCUGCCUCCACAUGCAUCCACAGCCCCCUGCCUCCACAUGCAUCCACAGCCCCCUGCCUCCACAUGCAUCCACAGCCCCCUGCCUCCACAUGCAUCCACAGCCCCCUGCCUCCACAUGCAUCCACAGCCCCCUGCCUCCACAUGCAUCCACAGCCCCCUGCCUCCACAUGCAUCCACAGCCCCCUGCCUCCACAUGCAUCCACAGCCCCCUGCCUCCACAUGCAUCCACAGCCCCCUGCCUCCACAUGCAUCCACAGCCCCCUGCCUCCACAUGCAUCCACAGCCCCCUGCCUCCACAUGCAUCCACAGCCCCCUGCCUCCACAUGCAUCCACAGCCCCCUGCCUCCACAUGCAUCCACAGCCCCCUGCCUCCACAUGCAUCCACAGCCCCCUGCCUCCACAUGCAUCCACAGCCCCCUGCCUCCACAUGCAUCCACAGCCCCCUGCCUCCACAUGCAUCCACAGCCCCCUGCCUCCACAUGCAUCCACAGCCCCCUGCCUCCACAUGCAUCCACAGCCCCCUGCCUCCACAUGCAUCCACAGCCCCCUGCCUCCACAUGCAUCCACAGCCCCCUGCCUCCACAUGCAUCCACAGCCCCCUGCCUCCACAUGCAUCCACAGCCCCCUGCCUCCACAUGCAUCCACAGCCCCCUGCCUCCACAUGCAUCCACAGCCCCCUGCCUCCACAUGCAUCCACAGCCCCCUGCCUCCACAUGCAUCCACAGCCCCCUGCCUCCACAUGCAUCCACAGCCCCCUGCCUCCACAUGCAUCCACAGCCCCCUGCCUCCACAUGCAUCCACAGCCCCCUGCCUCCACAUGCAUCCACAGCCCCCUGCCUCCACAUGCAUCCACAGCCCCCUGCCUCCACAUGCAUCCACAGCCCCCUGCCUCCACAUGCAUCCACAGCCCCCUGCCUCCACAUGCAUCCACAGCCCCCUGCCUCCACAUGCAUCCACAGCCCCCUGCCUCCACAUGCAUCCACAGCCCCCUGCCUCCACAUGCAUCCACAGCCCCCUGCCUCCACAUGCAUCCACAGCCCCCUGCCUCCACAUGCAUCCACAGCCCCCUGCCUCCACAUGCAUCCACAGCCCCCUGCCUCCACAUGCAUCCACAGCCCCCUGCCUCCACAUGCAUCCACAGCCCCCUGCCUCCACAUGCAUCCACAGCCCCCUGCCUCCACAUGCAUCCACAGCCCCCUGCCUCCACAUGCAUCCACAGCCCCCUGCCUCCACAUGCAUCCACAGCCCCCUGCCUCCACAUGCAUCCACAGCCCCCUGCCUCCACAUGCAUCCACAGCCCCCUGCCUCCACAUGCAUCCACAGCCCCCUGCCUCCACAUGCAUCCACAGCCCCCUGCCUCCACAUGCAUCCACAGCCCCCUGCCUCCACAUGCAUCCACAGCCCCCUGCCUCCACAUGCAUCCACAGCCCCCUGCCUCCACAUGCAUCCACAGCCCCCUGCCUCCACAUGCAUCCACAGCCCCCUGCCUCCACAUGCAUCCACAGCCCCCUGCCUCCACAUGCAUCCACAGCCCCCUGCCUCCACAUGCAUCCACAGCCCCCUGCCUCCACAUGCAUCCACAGCCCCCUGCCUCCACAUGCAUCCACAGCCCCCUGCCUCCACAUGCAUCCACAGCCCCCUGCCUCCACAUGCAUCCACAGCCCCCUGCCUCCACAUGCAUCCACAGCCCCCUGCCUCCACAUGCAUCCACAGCCCCCUGCCUCCACAUGCAUCCACAGCCCCCUGCCUCCACAUGCAUCCACAGCCCCCUGCCUCCACAUGCAUCCACAGCCCCCUGCCUCCACAUGCAUCCACAGCCCCCUGCCUCCACAUGCAUCCACAGCCCCCUGCCUCCACAUGCAUCCACAGCCCCCUGCCUCCACAUGCAUCCACAGCCCCCUGCCUCCACAUGCAUCCACAGCCCCCUGCCUCCACAUGCAUCCACAGCCCCCUGCCUCCACAUGCAUCCACAGCCCCCUGCCUCCACAUGCAUCCACAGCCCCCUGCCUCCACAUGCAUCCACAGCCCCCUGCCUCCACAUGCAUCCACAGCCCCCUGCCUCCACAUGCAUCCACAGCCCCCUGCCUCCACAUGCAUCCACAGCCCCCUGCCUCCACAUGCAUCCACAGCCCCCUGCCUCCACAUGCAUCCACAGCCCCCUGCCUCCACAUGCAUCCACAGCCCCCUGCCUCCACAUGCAUCCACAGCCCCCUGCCUCCACAUGCAUCCACAGCCCCCUGCCUCCACAUGCAUCCACAGCCCCCUGCCUCCACAUGCAUCCACAGCCCCCUGCCUCCACAUGCAUCCACAGCCCCCUGCCUCCACAUGCAUCCACAGCCCCCUGCCUCCACAUGCAUCCACAGCCCCCUGCCUCCACAUGCAUCCACAGCCCCCUGCCUCCACAUGCAUCCACAGCCCCCUGCCUCCACAUGCAUCCACAGCCCCCUGCCUCCACAUGCAUCCACAGCCCCCUGCCUCCACAUGCAUCCACAGCCCCCUGCCUCCACAUGCAUCCACAGCCCCCUGCCUCCACAUGCAUCCACAGCCCCCUGCCUCCACAUGCAUCCACAGCCCCCUGCCUCCACAUGCAUCCACAGCCCCCUGCCUCCACAUGCAUCCACAGCCCCCUGCCUCCACAUGCAUCCACAGCCCCCUGCCUCCACAUGCAUCCACAGCCCCCUGCCUCCACAUGCAUCCACAGCCCCCUGCCUCCACAUGCAUCCACAGCCCCCUGCCUCCACAUGCAUCCACAGCCCCCUGCCUCCACAUGCAUCCACAGCCCCCUGCCUCCACAUGCAUCCACAGCCCCCUGCCUCCACAUGCAUCCACAGCCCCCUGCCUCCACAUGCAUCCACAGCCCCCUGCCUCCACAUGCAUCCACAGCCCCCUGCCUCCACAUGCAUCCACAGCCCCCUGCCUCCACAUGCAUCCACAGCCCCCUGCCUCCACAUGCAUCCACAGCCCCCUGCCUCCACAUGCAUCCACAGCCCCCUGCCUCCACAUGCAUCCACAGCCCCCUGCCUCCACAUGCAUCCACAGCCCCCUGCCUCCACAUGCAUCCACAGCCCCCUGCCUCCACAUGCAUCCACAGCCCCCUGCCUCCACAUGCAUCCACAGCCCCCUGCCUCCACAUGCAUCCACAGCCCCCUGCCUCCACAUGCAUCCACAGCCCCCUGCCUCCACAUGCAUCCACAGCCCCCUGCCUCCACAUGCAUCCACAGCCCCCUGCCUCCACAUGCAUCCACAGCCCCCUGCCUCCACAUGCAUCCACAGCCCCCUGCCUCCACAUGCAUCCACAGCCCCCUGCCUCCACAUGCAUCCACAGCCCCCUGCCUCCACAUGCAUCCACAGCCCCCUGCCUCCACAUGCAUCCACAGCCCCCUGCCUCCACAUGCAUCCACAGCCCCCUGCCUCCACAUGCAUCCACAGCCCCCUGCCUCCACAUGCAUCCACAGCCCCCUGCCUCCACAUGCAUCCACAGCCCCCUGCCUCCACAUGCAUCCACAGCCCCCUGCCUCCACAUGCAUCCACAGCCCCCUGCCUCCACAUGCAUCCACAGCCCCCUGCCUCCACAUGCAUCCACAGCCCCCUGCCUCCACAUGCAUCCACAGCCCCCUGCCUCCACAUGCAUCCACAGCCCCCUGCCUCCACAUGCAUCCACAGCCCCCUGCCUCCACAUGCAUCCACAGCCCCCUGCCUCCACAUGCAUCCACAGCCCCCUGCCUCCACAUGCAUCCACAGCCCCCUGCCUCCACAUGCAUCCACAGCCCCCUGCCUCCACAUGCAUCCACAGCCCCCUGCCUCCACAUGCAUCCACAGCCCCCUGCCUCCACAUGCAUCCACAGCCCCCUGCCUCCACAUGCAUCCACAGCCCCCUGCCUCCACAUGCAUCCACAGCCCCCUGCCUCCACAUGCAUCCACAGCCCCCUGCCUCCACAUGCAUCCACAGCCCCCUGCCUCCACAUGCAUCCACAGCCCCCUGCCUCCACAUGCAUCCACAGCCCCCUGCCUCCACAUGCAUCCACAGCCCCCUGCCUCCACAUGCAUCCACAGCCCCCUGCCUCCACAUGCAUCCACAGCCCCCUGCCUCCACAUGCAUCCACAGCCCCCUGCCUCCACAUGCAUCCACAGCCCCCUGCCUCCACAUGCAUCCACAGCCCCCUGCCUCCACAUGCAUCCACAGCCCCCUGCCUCCACAUGCAUCCACAGCCCCCUGCCUCCACAUGCAUCCACAGCCCCCUGCCUCCACAUGCAUCCACAGCCCCCUGCCUCCACAUGCAUCCACAGCCCCCUGCCUCCACAUGCAUCCACAGCCCCCUGCCUCCACAUGCAUCCACAGCCCCCUGCCUCCACAUGCAUCCACAGCCCCCUGCCUCCACAUGCAUCCACAGCCCCCUGCCUCCACAUGCAUCCACAGCCCCCUGCCUCCACAUGCAUCCACAGCCCCCUGCCUCCACAUGCAUCCACAGCCCCCUGCCUCCACAUGCAUCCACAGCCCCCUGCCUCCACAUGCAUCCACAGCCCCCUGCCUCCACAUGCAUCCACAGCCCCCUGCCUCCACAUGCAUCCACAGCCCCCUGCCUCCACAUGCAUCCACAGCCCCCUGCCUCCACAUGCAUCCACAGCCCCCUGCCUCCACAUGCAUCCACAGCCCCCUGCCUCCACAUGCAUCCACAGCCCCCUGCCUCCACAUGCAUCCACAGCCCCCUGCCUCCACAUGCAUCCACAGCCCCCUGCCUCCACAUGCAUCCACAGCCCCCUGCCUCCACAUGCAUCCACAGCCCCCUGCCUCCACAUGCAUCCACAGCCCCCUGCCUCCACAUGCAUCCACAGCCCCCUGCCUCCACAUGCAUCCACAGCCCCCUGCCUCCACAUGCAUCCACAGCCCCCUGCCUCCACAUGCAUCCACAGCCCCCUGCCUCCACAUGCAUCCACAGCCCCCUGCCUCCACAUGCAUCCACAGCCCCCUGCCUCCACAUGCAUCCACAGCCCCCUGCCUCCACAUGCAUCCACAGCCCCCUGCCUCCACAUGCAUCCACAGCCCCUGCCUCCACAUGCAUCCACAGCCCCCUGCCUCCACAUGCAUCCACAGCCCCCUGCCUCCACAUGCAUCCACAGCCCCUGCCUCCACAUGCAUCCACAGCCCCCUGCCUCCACAUGCAUCCACAGCCCCCUGCCUCCACAUGCAUCCACAGCCCCCUGCCUCCACAUGCAUCCACAGCCCCCUGCCUCCACAUGCAUCCACAGCCCCCUGCCUCCACAUGCAUCCACAGCCCCCUGCCUCCACAUGCAUCCACAGCCCCCUGCCUCCACAUGCAUCCACAGCCCCCUGCCUCCACAUGCAUCCACAGCCCCCUGCCUCCACAUGCAUCCACAGCCCCCUGCCUCCACAUGCAUCCACAGCCCCCUGCCUCCACAUGCAUCCACAGCCCCCUGCCUCCACAUGCAUCCACAGCCCCCUGCCUCCACAUGCAUCCACAGCCCCCUGCCUCCACAUGCAUCCACAGCCCCCUGCCUCCACAUGCAUCCACAGCCCCCUGCCUCCACAUGCAUCCACAGCCCCCUGCCUCCACAUGCAUCCACAGCCCCCUGCCUCCACAUGCAUCCACAGCCCCCUGCCUCCACAUGCAUCCACAGCCCCCUGCCUCCACAUGCAUCCACAGCCCCCUGCCUCCACAUGCAUCCACAGCCCCCUGCCUCCACAUGCAUCCACAGCCCCCUGCCUCCACAUGCAUCCACAGCCCCCUGCCUCCACAUGCAUCCACAGCCCCCUGCCUCCACAUGCAUCCACAGCCCCCUGCCUCCACAUGCAUCCACAGCCCCCUGCCUCCACAUGCAUCCACAGCCCCCUGCCUCCACAUGCAUCCACAGCCCCCUGCCUCCACAUGCAUCCACAGCCCCCUGCCUCCACAUGCAUCCACAGCCCCCUGCCUCCACAUGCAUCCACAGCCCCCUGCCUCCACAUGCAUCCACAGCCCCCUGCCUCCACAUGCAUCCACAGCCCCCUGCCUCCACAUGCAUCCACAGCCCCCUGCCUCCACAUGCAUCCACAGCCCCCUGCCUCCACAUGCAUCCACAGCCCCCUGCCUCCACAUGCAUCCACAGCCCCCUGCCUCCACAUGCAUCCACAGCCCCCUGCCUCCACAUGCAUCCACAGCCCCCUGCCUCCACAUGCAUCCACAGCCCCCUGCCUCCACAUGCAUCCACAGCCCCCUGCCUCCACAUGCAUCCACAGCCCCCUGCCUCCACAUGCAUCCACAGCCCCCUGCCUCCACAUGCAUCCACAGCCCCCUGCCUCCACAUGCAUCCACAGCCCCCUGCCUCCACAUGCAUCCACAGCCCCCUGCCUCCACAUGCAUCCACAGCCCCCUGCCUCCACAUGCAUCCACAGCCCCCUGCCUCCACAUGCAUCCACAGCCCCCUGCCUCCACAUGCAUCCACAGCCCCCUGCCUCCACAUGCAUCCACAGCCCCCUGCCUCCACAUGCAUCCACAGCCCCCUGCCUCCACAUGCAUCCACAGCCCCCUGCCUCCACAUGCAUCCACAGCCCCCUGCCUCCACAUGCAUCCACAGCCCCCUGCCUCCACAUGCAUCCACAGCCCCCUGCCUCCACAUGCAUCCACAGCCCCCUGCCUCCACAUGCAUCCACAGCCCCCUGCCUCCACAUGCAUCCACAGCCCCCUGCCUCCACAUGCAUCCACAGCCCCCUGCCUCCACAUGCAUCCACAGCCCCCUGCCUCCACAUGCAUCCACAGCCCCCUGCCUCCACAUGCAUCCACAGCCCCCUGCCUCCACAUGCAUCCACAGCCCCCUGCCUCCACAUGCAUCCACAGCCCCCUGCCUCCACAUGCAUCCACAGCCCCCUGCCUCCACAUGCAUCCACAGCCCCCUGCCUCCACAUGCAUCCACAGCCCCCUGCCUCCACAUGCAUCCACAGCCCCCUGCCUCCACAUGCAUCCACAGCCCCCUGCCUCCACAUGCAUCCACAGCCCCCUGCCUCCACAUGCAUCCACAGCCCCCUGCCUCCACAUGCAUCCACAGCCCCCUGCCUCCACAUGCAUCCACAGCCCCCUGCCUCCACAUGCAUCCACAGCCCCCUGCCUCCACAUGCAUCCACAGCCCCCUGCCUCCACAUGCAUCCACAGCCCCCUGCCUCCACAUGCAUCCACAGCCCCCUGCCUCCACAUGCAUCCACAGCCCCCUGCCUCCACAUGCAUCCACAGCCCCCUGCCUCCACAUGCAUCCACAGCCCCCUGCCUCCACAUGCAUCCACAGCCCCCUGCCUCCACAUGCAUCCACAGCCCCCUGCCUCCACAUGCAUCCACAGCCCCCUGCCUCCACAUGCAUCCACAGCCCCCUGCCUCCACAUGCAUCCACAGCCCCCUGCCUCCACAUGCAUCCACAGCCCCCUGCCUCCACAUGCAUCCACAGCCCCCUGCCUCCACAUGCAUCCACAGCCCCCUGCCUCCACAUGCAUCCACAGCCCCCUGCCUCCACAUGCAUCCACAGCCCCCUGCCUCCACAUGCAUCCACAGCCCCCUGCCUCCACAUGCAUCCACAGCCCCCUGCCUCCACAUGCAUCCACAGCCCCCUGCCUCCACAUGCAUCCACAGCCCCCUGCCUCCACAUGCAUCCACAGCCCCCUGCCUCCACAUGCAUCCACAGCCCCCUGCCUCCACAUGCAUCCACAGCCCCCUGCCUCCACAUGCAUCCACAGCCCCCUGCCUCCACAUGCAUCCACAGCCCCCUGCCUCCACAUGCAUCCACAGCCCCCUGCCUCCACAUGCAUCCACAGCCCCCUGCCUCCACAUGCAUCCACAGCCCCCUGCCUCCACAUGCAUCCACAGCCCCCUGCCUCCACAUGCAUCCACAGCCCCCUGCCUCCACAUGCAUCCACAGCCCCCUGCCUCCACAUGCAUCCACAGCCCCCUGCCUCCACAUGCAUCCACAGCCCCCUGCCUCCACAUGCAUCCACAGCCCCCUGCCUCCACAUGCAUCCACAGCCCCCUGCCUCCACAUGCAUCCACAGCCCCCUGCCUCCACAUGCAUCCACAGCCCCCUGCCUCCACAUGCAUCCACAGCCCCCUGCCUCCACAUGCAUCCACAGCCCCCUGCCUCCACAUGCAUCCACAGCCCCCUGCCUCCACAUGCAUCCACAGCCCCCUGCCUCCACAUGCAUCCACAGCCCCCUGCCUCCACAUGCAUCCACAGCCCCCUGCCUCCACAUGCAUCCACAGCCCCCUGCCUCCACAUGCAUCCACAGCCCCCUGCCUCCACAUGCAUCCACAGCCCCCUGCCUCCACAUGCAUCCACAGCCCCCUGCCUCCACAUGCAUCCACAGCCCCCUGCCUCCACAUGCAUCCACAGCCCCCUGCCUCCACAUGCAUCCACAGCCCCCUGCCUCCACAUGCAUCCACAGCCCCCUGCCUCCACAUGCAUCCACAGCCCCCUGCCUCCACAUGCAUCCACAGCCCCCUGCCUCCACAUGCAUCCACAGCCCCCUGCCUCCACAUGCAUCCACAGCCCCCUGCCUCCACAUGCAUCCACAGCCCCCUGCCUCCACAUGCAUCCACAGCCCCCUGCCUCCACAUGCAUCCACAGCCCCCUGCCUCCACAUGCAUCCACAGCCCCCUGCCUCCACAUGCAUCCACAGCCCCCUGCCUCCACAUGCAUCCACAGCCCCCUGCCUCCACAUGCAUCCACAGCCCCCUGCCUCCACAUGCAUCCACAGCCCCCUGCCUCCACAUGCAUCCACAGCCCCCUGCCUCCACAUGCAUCCACAGCCCCCUGCCUCCACAUGCAUCCACAGCCCCCUGCCUCCACAUGCAUCCACAGCCCCCUGCCUCCACAUGCAUCCACAGCCCCCUGCCUCCACAUGCAUCCACAGCCCCCUGCCUCCACAUGCAUCCACAGCCCCCUGCCUCCACAUGCAUCCACAGCCCCCUGCCUCCACAUGCAUCCACAGCCCCCUGCCUCCACAUGCAUCCACAGCCCCCUGCCUCCACAUGCAUCCACAGCCCCCUGCCUCCACAUGCAUCCACAGCCCCCUGCCUCCACAUGCAUCCACAGCCCCCUGCCUCCACAUGCAUCCACAGCCCCCUGCCUCCACAUGCAUCCACAGCCCCCUGCCUCCACAUGCAUCCACAGCCCCCUGCCUCCACAUGCAUCCACAGCCCCCUGCCUCCACAUGCAUCCACAGCCCCCUGCCUCCACAUGCAUCCACAGCCCCCUGCCUCCACAUGCAUCCACAGCCCCCUGCCUCCACAUGCAUCCACAGCCCCCUGCCUCCACAUGCAUCCACAGCCCCCUGCCUCCACAUGCAUCCACAGCCCCCUGCCUCCACAUGCAUCCACAGCCCCCUGCCUCCACAUGCAUCCACAGCCCCCUGCCUCCACAUGCAUCCACAGCCCCCUGCCUCCACAUGCAUCCACAGCCCCCUGCCUCCACAUGCAUCCACAGCCCCCUGCCUCCACAUGCAUCCACAGCCCCCUGCCUCCACAUGCAUCCACAGCCCCCUGCCUCCACAUGCAUCCACAGCCCCCUGCCUCCACAUGCAUCCACAGCCCCCUGCCUCCACAUGCAUCCACAGCCCCCUGCCUCCACAUGCAUCCACAGCCCCCUGCCUCCACAUGCAUCCACAGCCCCCUGCCUCCACAUGCAUCCACAGCCCCCUGCCUCCACAUGCAUCCACAGCCCCCUGCCUCCACAUGCAUCCACAGCCCCCUGCCUCCACAUGCAUCCACAGCCCCCUGCCUCCACAUGCAUCCACAGCCCCCUGCCUCCACAUGCAUCCACAGCCCCCUGCCUCCACAUGCAUCCACAGCCCCCUGCCUCCACAUGCAUCCACAGCCCCCUGCCUCCACAUGCAUCCACAGCCCCCUGCCUCCACAUGCAUCCACAGCCCCCUGCCUCCACAUGCAUCCACAGCCCCCUGCCUCCACAUGCAUCCACAGUCCCCUGCCUCCACAUGCAUCCACAGCCCCCUGCCUCCACAUGCAUCCACAGUCCCCUGCCUCCACAUGCAUCCACAGUCCCCUGCCUCCACAUGCAUCCACAGCCCCCUGCCUCCACAUGCAUCCACAGUCCCCUGCUUCCACAUGCAUCCACAGCCCCCUGCCUCCACAUGCAUCCACAGCCCCCUGCCUCCACAUGCAUCCACAGCCCCCUGCCUCCACAUGCAUCCACAGCCCCCUGCCUCCACAUGCAUCCACAGCCCCCUGCCUCCACAUGCAUCCACAGUCCCCUGCCUCCACAUGCAUCCACAGUCCCCUGCCUCCACAUGCAUCCACACUCCCCUUCUCAUAUCACCGCAUCUCAUAUUCUCCCCUUCUCAUAUCACCGCAUCUCAUAUUCUCCCCUUCUCAUAUCACCGCAUCUCAUAUUCUCCCCUUCUCAUAUCACCGCAUCUCAUAUUCUCCGCUUCUCAUAUCACCGCAUCUCGUAA
Closterium sp. Naga37s-1 is the source of this 16209-nucleotide messenger RNA. The record is from the annotation of a GenBank genome assembly. NCBI's taxonomy places the organism in Eukaryota, Viridiplantae, Streptophyta, Zygnematophyceae, Desmidiales, Closteriaceae.